UGACUGGCUGAUCUUCCCCGAACACCCACGAAAAUAAGCGACUCAUUGUCUUAGUCGUAUAAAGCUUGGGUACAAGGGUGGUUUGUUUCACACGCUCUGAGCCCCAACGAUGGCUACACGUAACCUGUCCACCCUGCUGCCGAAGUCGCUGCUGCUGUUGGUCUUCUCGGCUGCGGCGCGGCCGACGCAGGCCGCCGCUGACCCCGUGAAGGUGUCUGUGUAUUACGAGACGCUUUGUCCUGACAGCCGUAACUUCUUCACUGAACAACUUUACCCCGUCUAUCAGGACCUUAAGGACAUUAUGACCCUCGAUAUUAAUACAUACGGGAAGGCGACCGACUUCCCUUCAGGUGAUUCUUACGUGUUCGUGUGCCAGCACGGCCACGCGGAGUGCGUGGGCAACAUGAUGAUAACCUGCGCCAAGAACUUGACUCAGGAUGAAGAAGUGUUCAUGGCCUUCUCCAACUGCGUCAUGGCGGAGUUCACUGCGGCCGCCGCUGGGCCUCAGUGUGCGGAGCAGACCGGGGUUAACUUCGCACCGGUUGAGGAAUGUUACAACUCCGUGGAGGGACACCGCCUCCUGCACGAGGUCGGGGUGAAACAAAACGCCCUCGAGAUCGCUUUGUACUGGGUGCCGUGGAUACUCAUCGACGAUGUAUUUACUGAUGCCCAGUUAGAGGCGGCGCAACUGGAUCUGCGUAAGGUGGUUUGUGACGCCUACACCGGCGAGCGGCCCGCCGCCUGCACCGCCUGAACAUGGCCGCUGCCUCCUCCCCAGCCACACGGGCGAGUAACGGUUACCUGUGCCACCUGAGAAUACCGUUACCCACCGUCAUCAUUAAGUGCACCUUAAGUUACAAUAAUCAUACUAAAUCAUGUAAUAACUAACAAAGUACAUAUAUUAAUUAACGUCUAGGCACUAAGGACGUGAUUGAAUCAUUGUUUUCAAGGACAGCAGCACAACUACUACAGAUCGUGAUGCCCUCUAGACCAGUGGUUCCCAACCUAUGGUCCGUGGACCGGUGCCGGUCCGUGGCUUGUGUUUUGCUGGUCCGCGAAAUUGCUUUAAUAGUGAUUUUUUUGUUUUGUUCAUGCAUGAUUUAAGAAAAUAAUAAUCUGCCAAAACAUUUUUUUUCUUCAAAUAAGUAGUUAUAAUGAAAUAAAAAUUGAAUGAAAUGUUUAGAGUAUGGUGUAACACCCGCCGGACAGACGAGGAAGAAAGAAGAAAAUAAAAAGAAAAAGAAAGAAGAGAGAGAACGAGAGAAAAGAAGAAAGAUAGAAGAAAGAA
This is a messenger RNA of Eriocheir sinensis (Chinese mitten crab), 1288 nucleotides long. RefSeq names its product gamma-interferon-inducible lysosomal thiol reductase-like. The record is from RefSeq and is a predicted model, not a curated record. Gene Ontology annotation, molecular function: oxidoreductase activity, acting on a sulfur group of donors, disulfide as acceptor. The transcript has 5 exons. Lineage: Eukaryota; Metazoa; Arthropoda; Malacostraca; Decapoda; Varunidae. Bases 110 to 754 code for a protein of 214 amino acids.